CAUCUUACUACUUUGUGAAAGCACAUAUUGAAGAGCAUGAUAAAGGAGUUCAACACCCAAACAAGAGUCAGUGUGGGGUUGGAAACCCUCUGGACUGUUCUGUCCAAGGAUUUCAUUUUCAUAUCUCCAAAAGUUCUCCCAACUAUUGUGAAAGAUGUGCAAGUGAUUGAAGGCGAUGGAGGAGUUGAUACAAUCCUCAUCUUUAACUUUUUUCCUGGUGUAUCCCCACUAGGUUUCCAGAGGGAAAGGAUCACAGAGUUUGAUGAGGUUUCCCAUGAAAUUGGGCUGCAAGUGAUUGAAGGGGGCUAUCUGAGUCAAGGUUUGUCAUACUACAAAACAACUUUCCAACUAUCUUCAAUAGAGGAGCUUGAAACUUUGGUCAACGUGAAGAUCUCUUAUGAUCAUGAAUCUGAUGAGAUAGAUGAAAAUGUUAAGCCGACGAAGACAUCACAGUCAACUUUGAUGUAUCUUAAGCGCCUUGAAAACUAUCUGCAGAAUGAAGCUUGAAAGGUCGAUUUAUAAUAUUGUCAUACAUAUCCAUUAACUAUGUGAGGCCAGUUAUUCUAUCUUUCGUUUUGUUGCAGAAAUAAAAAUAAUAAACUGGUAUCUGAAUAGAUUGACCAGCUUCUCUUCACAAAA
This is a messenger RNA of Lotus japonicus, 639 nucleotides long. RefSeq names its product phytohormone-binding protein CSBP-like. Gene Ontology annotation, molecular function: signaling receptor activity; abscisic acid binding; protein phosphatase inhibitor activity. NCBI's taxonomy places the organism in Eukaryota, Viridiplantae, Streptophyta, Magnoliopsida, Fabales, Fabaceae. The record is from RefSeq and is a predicted model, not a curated record. The transcript has 2 exons. Gene Ontology annotation, cellular component: cytoplasm; nucleus. The coding region runs from base 37 to 507 and encodes 156 amino acids. Gene Ontology annotation, biological process: defense response; abscisic acid-activated signaling pathway.